Micropterus salmoides (largemouth bass) is the source of this 2029-nucleotide messenger RNA. It is a transcript of the gene top6bl, whose product is annotated as DUF4554 domain-containing protein. Bases 354 to 1745 code for a protein of 463 amino acids. The transcript has 14 exons. Lineage: Eukaryota; Metazoa; Chordata; Actinopteri; Centrarchiformes; Centrarchidae. The record is from RefSeq and is a predicted model, not a curated record. Gene Ontology annotation, biological process: meiotic DNA double-strand break formation.
ACAUUUAUAUAUUAUACAAAUUAAUAUUUUAAAAUUGGCUGUUUUAAUGCUUUGAGGAGUUGUGGCUACUGGCCUCAGUAGCCUAUUUCUAAAAUUCUGCCUAUGGUUCUGCAUUCAGGUGCUUAAUUACCGUAAUCAAGUCACAAAUUAGUUAUUGACUGCCUAUUAUAUUCCUCAUCUCACUUGUAAGGUAUUGUCAGUGAUUUAAUAAAAUUGCUGGGAUAUAGGGUGUAGAAAAGUUUGAACAUUUGGAUAUUUAGCAGGAAAAUACACAGUGCACAGACAGGCACGUGCGCAAUCUCAAAGCCCGUUUAGCGCGCGCACGGCAGGUUGGUUGUGUUAAUUUACUGAAGAUGGUCAGAGAAAUACAGCAGGUGUUGCGGUUGGUCAUGCUAUUGGGGAAGCAAAGACAACAGCAUGGUUUGAAGACUACAGGAGGGCUUUUGGUACUUCUGUGGACUGAAACAGGAGCUUCUGUUCAAAGUCUAAACUGCACUGUGGCAGCUGCUGGUCCCUGGUGCAUAGGGAUAAAAAUGAAAAGACUCCAAUCUGUCCUCACAGAUUUAAAAGAGACCAUGUUUCCUUGUGCGUGGCCGUGUUCUCUGCCUGACCCUGAGGAGCUGUGUGCCUUCACAGAUCUGUAUGGUUCCCUCAGAUUUCUCCUGUCUUUUCAGAUGAAAGAUGUGAGACUUUUCAGUCCAGAGUGGUGUGCUCGUAUAGAAGCAUUCCUACACGCAUUCAGUUUGGCUAACGCAAGGAUCCAAAUCCACCUCAAAUUCAAAUUCAGUCAGCAGACGUUCCUGCGAGAGUUUAGAGGGAAGAUCAAGAGUAAAGUUGCAUGGGCGGACCAACCCUCACUGAUCUUGGAUGUCACCUCUAGAAUACAGCCUCCAGAAUGGGUGAGGAAAGGACGCUGGUGUCAGGGAGGACACCCUAUCCUUGGAGACAGGGUGCCACUCAGUAUCCCACCUGAAGCCAUGGACCAGGGCCUGUUUGGGGAGCUCACCAUCCAGCCUGUCACACUCCUGAGCCCCUGUGUGCUGCAGUACCCCAAUCUGGCAACACAACUCACUCACAUACAAGUGUUGGUAUACAGCCCCAGUAAUGUUCCUAUCGCAAGCCCCUCAACCUUCUUCCUGAACCUACCUGCACAUCUGGAUUGUCAGGAACUGGGCUUGCAGGGCCUUCACUGCUCCUCCAUCAAAGAUCUUGUGCACAGCGGUGUCUCUGUAUACAGUGUAGAGCAAGAAAAUGGUGAGGGUCAAGAGCAAGAAUCAAGUUUUUCCUCUGUGCAGCAGAGUCUCUUGCUUUUCCUCUUCCUGCAGCACAGUGACCCGUUCACCUGCCAGCUCUCCGAUAUUAUGGCCACAGAGGCGCUGAUAGAGCACCACCUGGAGGAUAUUCUGAACAACAACAGGCAGGCGGUCACAACAGCCCUGCAGACUGAGCUGAAGAACGCACUGCAAGUCCAAAAUCUUAGAAACAAGGACCAAGAGAAGCUGCGUUCAGCUGCUGAGGUGAUUCUCAGUUCGUCCAUCAGUAUUGUGAGCUGCAGCAGUAACAUGAACUUCAGAAAUGCCUGUCUGAACAGCAUGAAGGCGUGUGACACUCAUGACCUGUCAGACUCCCUCCAUGAAUCCCUGAGGAGGGUGACAUCAUGGAAAUUCAUUCCCAGAGCCAGGUGCUUUUCAGCUCAGAUGGAAGAACAUCCUGAGAGUGAUGAACCCACCAGAACAGAAGUCUGAGAACAUCUGUGUUCUGGGUGAAGAGUGUGGAAGUACUUAGACUGGAAUUAAUGUUGUUGCAAUUUAAAGUGUGAUAGAAGUUCAUGUUGCAAAUGUACUGGUGAAAGAAAUAGCUAUUUCAUUUGUGCAUUGUUUAAAUUAUAGUUUGUGUGUUGCACCAGAUGUGAUUGUUUUUUAACACAGUUGUAAGAUAGAAAAUGUUCCAAAAGAGAUCUACCUUGAACUCGAACUUCUGCUGUUUUUUUCUAUUAUUUACCCCUAAAUAAACAAUAUGGUACAAUUAG